ACCAAUUUACAUUAAGUAGUAAGGAAAAUGCCCCCCAAGGUUAGUGGAAAAGCUGCGAAAAAGGCUGGCAAAGCUCAGAAGAACAUUGUUAAAGGAGAUAAGAAGAAGAAGCGCAAGAGGAAGGAGAGCUACGCCAUUUACAUCUACAAAGUGUUGAAGCAGGUCCACCCCGACACUGGCAUCUCCUCCAAAGCCAUGACGAUCAUGAACAGCUUCGUCAACGACAUUUUCGAGCGCAUCGCCGGAGAAUCUUCUCGUCUCGCUAACUACAACAAAAGGUCUACAAUCACGAGCCGCGAAAUUCAAACGGCAGUCCGUUUGCUAUUGCCGGGAGAGUUAGCCAAACACGCCGUGUCCGAAGGCACCAAAGCUGUGACCAAAUAUACUAGUACCAAGUAGAUCAUUUCUCCUGGCUAUUUUGGUACCAAACGGCCCUUUGCAGGGCCACCAACUUGUUAAAGAGCUGGAAUAUGCUACGCUUCUCUUUAAAGCCUUCUAGUUUUUUUUUUGCUAUGGUUGUGGUGUGACCAUUUCUAUACGGCUGGAAGGCGUUUUAUUGGCAGAUUUGACAAAUCGUUUUAAUAGACGAUAAUGUUACUAGGAAUUAAAAAAUAGAAUACAAAAAUGGGUUCCUAUUGA
Molecule: messenger RNA, 639 nt
Organism: Daphnia carinata
Lineage: Eukaryota; Metazoa; Arthropoda; Branchiopoda; Diplostraca; Daphniidae
Product: histone H2B.1/H2B.2-like
Exons: 1
Coding region: 28-399 (123 amino acids)
Cellular component (GO): nucleosome
Molecular function (GO): structural constituent of chromatin; protein heterodimerization activity; DNA binding
Source: RefSeq, a predicted model, not a curated record